Messenger RNA from Williopsis jadinii, 1275 nucleotides. RefSeq names its product Nfu1p (gene NFU1). Gene Ontology annotation, molecular function: iron-sulfur cluster binding; iron ion binding. The transcript has a single exon. Gene Ontology annotation, biological process: iron-sulfur cluster assembly. The coding region runs from base 93 to 809 and encodes 238 amino acids. The record is from RefSeq and is a predicted model, not a curated record. Gene Ontology annotation, cellular component: mitochondrion. NCBI's taxonomy places the organism in Eukaryota, Fungi, Ascomycota, Saccharomycetes, Phaffomycetales, Wickerhamomycetaceae.
GUUCCCCUCUACAUUUAUAAGGACUGCUCACCCUUACCACACUACUCUCCUCUAUUCAAUUUCCCCCAUAUUCAUAAAACAGUCAUAGCACAAUGUUCCCAACACUUAGAACAAUCAAGGCACCAAUCACGCAAACAAACAGACUGAACUUUGCACGUCUCCUAUCCAUAAAGGCAUUGACUACUCCUAAUGAGAACGCGCUCAAGUUCCAAGUUGAUAGACAGAUCCUUGACGAUCCAAACUCUUCUUACCAGAUCAACGUGCUUAACCAGGCACAAAGUCCGUUGGCAGCAAAGAUCUUUGAAUACUCCUCUGAUGUUGAUAACGUGCUCAUUGGAAGCAACUUCAUCACAGUGAACAAGAACGAAUUUGCACACUGGAACCAGGUCAAGCCGGUGGUUGAAUCAAUUUUGGAGUCCCAUCUGACUAAGAAGGAGCCAAUCAUUGAUCUGAAACAAGUUGAAAGAUUCCAAACGGGAGCAUUGCCUGAGGAUGCACGUGGAUUCCUCACAGAGGAGGAGCAGGAGAUCAGCGAGGAAGUUGCAGAGCUCAUUGAAACAAGAAUCAGACCUGCGAUUCAAGAAGAUGGUGGUGAUAUCGUAUUCUUGAGAUAUCACGAUGGUAAAGUAUACGUUCAACUCCAGGGUGCAUGUACGAGCUGCUCUUUAAGCGAUGACACCCUAAAGGCUGGAAUCCAAAGCAUGUUGAGCCACUACGUUGAAGAAGUUGAGGAAGUGAUCAACCUCGCAGAAGUCGAGUUCAACAAGUUUGAAGAGAGACUCAAAGCUCAAAGGGAGAACAGACAUUAGAUCUGAUGAGGGAUACCGACACACAUAGAUAUGGUCAUUGCAUUUAAUACUUCGGAGUUUGGCAGGGUGUACAUCAAUCCUUGCAUUGGUUUCAAUUCAUUUAUAUCGUUAAUAAUUCAUUCGGUUGGUUAAUUACAGGUAAUUGCUAUUGUUAUUCUUCCUUACCAUCUUAAUCCAUUAUCAUGGCGCUUCAGCAUCAUUACUCUUGGUUUACCGUUUGUAGUCGCCUUCCCUUAGUCGUGUUCGUACCCGUUGAUCCUCUUUGCUAACUUGACAUCGAUAUCAGAUACACCACCAAUAUCAUGCGUAGUCAAAGUGAUGCACACUUUGUUAUAUGUUGUGAGUAUUGUUGGAUGAUGCCCCCAUAGAUGGCUACGCAUUGCAACUCUGUUUAGAAAUGACCAGGUCUUCUCAAAGUCUUUCAGUUCGAAGUCUUUUGUUAUCGAGCCAUCCUUCAAGGUCCACC